AUGAAGAAACACCAUGCCGAUGACUCUGCCGCUGGCGAGGCAGACUCCGAUGCUGAAGAAAAUACAUCAGACACCAACCAGGGCAAAAGAAAGUACAAACCGCAUUUGCGGAAUCGGAGAACACUCUGUUUUGAAGCCUUGUUCCUACCGGAAGUGCUUUUUACGCAUGCUCGGCGGCAGUGGCGUGAAGCUUCCCGAUUGCAUAAAACUCUAAUAGCCGGACACUACUCAAUACACCACAUGAGUGAUACCGACGGCAAGUUCGAGGGUGCGCAGGCAACAUGCAUUAGGGGCAGAACGGAGGACACCUCCUGGAGGCUGAGGUUGAAGGGGCGGCUUGCCAGAUGGAAACUCUCUAGGAUCGGAAGAUUUUGGAUGUACAUCCAUCGCUUCAAUUAUACUAAGGACUGGGCGACGGUCCCAAUGGACGCAGUGAGGCCGAGCGGAAAAUGGCACAGGUUCCUCGCCACUAUAUGGGCAAUGUCACCCGAGUAUGACCAUACGUCGGCUGAGUCAGAGAAGAUCUAG
Morchella sextelata is the source of this 528-nucleotide messenger RNA. RefSeq lists its product as uncharacterized. Bases 1 to 528 code for a protein of 175 amino acids. The record is from RefSeq and is a predicted model, not a curated record. Lineage: Eukaryota; Fungi; Ascomycota; Pezizomycetes; Pezizales; Morchellaceae. The transcript is spliced from 2 exons.